UCCUAUCCAGGGUGCACAGCAGCUCUGUCCUGUCCUCCUCCAUAACCCUGACCAGCAUAACCAGGUGGUAGAUGUAUAGAUGUGAUCUUGUACUGGACAAGCUAUAUGGAAGAUGGAUAGAUGGAUGGAAAUUCCGAAAUCUAUUGCAGUCUCUUAAUGCAUCUUAAAAUCUCCAUUAGAUGCUCUGAGAAGCCUUUUCAUCGUUGAAAGACUCACGUUGUCCAGUUGAUGAGGUUUUUGUCUUUCAAUGAGCCUGCGUAACAGAUGAUGGCUAAAUUCACCUGUACUCUAAGGCUGGAAUCUCACCUUCAGAGAGGUGGUUCACAGAGAUGCUGACUGGCGGGUUUGCAAAGGGCGGGAACAAGAGAUCCAGAGAUGGGGAAGACUGAGAGCUGGAGGAAAUAGAGGAGGUGUUGGAAGAGCAUGCAGGGAACAUUAAGCAGCCCCAGAAAAAGUCAGGGAUGGACAAGGAAAGGCUUCAGAAAAGCCUGUCACAGAACAAAGACACGGAGGCAAAGACGGGAUCAAAAGCGCACUGACUGGGGCAAGCAGAGGGACGGGUGCCGGAGCUGUAUGUGGGGUGGGGGUAUGUAGAUGACCAGGGUGACGAGGACAGAACAGCGGGGCAUUGUGAGGGAAUGCCAGGCACUGGUGUCCGCGCUUGGGCACGCACACACGCUCCGACAGCAGCUCGCCGCAGCGCCACACUGGGACCCAUUCUUACCGGAACUUUCCCUGGCCAACAUCAGGACAAGGUUCUUAGGCACCUGACGACUCGUGGGAAGCCAUCCCCAGGCUAUCUUUGGAGACUCUCCCCAGGAGUUGUGGAAGACGUGCCAGAACCUCUCUGCAGGUGUGAGUGUUGAGGAAGAAGAGGAAGCAGAGGAUCUUGGGAGCCGAAAUCACCAUUGUGCAAAUUCUACUCCUGUCCUUCCUGGGCUGCCCACCUGCCCACGAGUGAGAGAGCGCGCGCGAGAGAGAGGUGGUGAGACCCACGACCAGAACCGCUUGACCCAAUGGCGUCCACGGGCCUGCAGCUGCUCGGCCUCAUCAUGUCCCUGCUGGGCUGGGUGGGCGGAGCCCUGGCCUGCACUGCCCCCUUGUGGCGGGUCACAGCCUUCAUCGGCAACAACAUCGUGGUGGCGCAGAUCAUCUGGGAGGGCCUGUGGAUGACGUGCAUCGUGCAGAGCACGGGCCAGAUCCAGUGCAAGGUGUACGACAGCAUGCUGGCGCUGCCCAGUGACAUGCAGGCGGCCCGCGGCCUCACCGUUCUCUCCAUCUUGCUGUGUGGCGUGGCGCUCGGCCUGGCCGUCCUGGGAGUCAAGUGCACCAAGUGCCUGGGCCGGCAGCACACCAAGGCCCGCAUCAGCCGCGUCUCCGGAGCCCUCUUCGGCCUGGCCGGCUUCCUCUACCUGGUCCCGGUCUGCUGGACGGCGCACUCCAUCAUCCGCGACUUCUAUGACCAGCACGUGGCGGCGCCCCACAAGCGCGAGCUGGGCCCCGCCCUCUAUCUCGGCUGGGGGGCUUCGGGGCUCCUGUUGAUCGGCGGGGCCCUGCUUUACAGCGGCUCCAGCCCGCCGGGGGUGCCGUCCUCGCCCACGUUCAGCAGCGAGGAUGAGUCCUCUCGCAGGCCAGCAGGGGGCACCACCCAGGUUAAGGGGUACGUCUAAACGACGCCGGAAGAGCUCUUCAGACUCCGCUGGCACCUGGGACCCAGAAUCCACUUCCUGUUUGCUCACCCUACUCUCUUCCUCUUCCUCUUAAUACCCAUUUUACUUUUACUGCGUGGUAUUAGCUGUGGUUGAACUGUGGAUGUGGAAAAAAACAAUGUGAAAUCAUUUUGUUGCUCCACCUCUCGUUUCAUAACCCGUGUGUGUGUUUGUGUCUGUAUAAAACAAUAAAGCCUUCCAUCUUCACAUCUUUUA
This is a messenger RNA of Paramormyrops kingsleyae, 1925 nucleotides long. RefSeq names its product claudin k (gene cldnk). Gene Ontology annotation, cellular component: bicellular tight junction; membrane. The record is from RefSeq and is a predicted model, not a curated record. Lineage: Eukaryota; Metazoa; Chordata; Actinopteri; Osteoglossiformes; Mormyridae. Gene Ontology annotation, molecular function: structural molecule activity.